AUGGAGCCUCUCCUCUCUCGUCUAAUCGUGCAGGCCGCGCCGAUAUCAAAGGCAAGCAGGAGCUGUCGCUCAUCAACCCCGAUAUCAACAAUACCUACGAAACACGCGUUCUUCUCGACAACUCCUCGAACAAGGCAACCAAGAGAGCGACAGCGUUACGAUACCGCCUCGGCGCCUGAUUCCUCGUACAGCAAACCUGCCGCCGAUGUAUCGCAACAUGUAACGCGCGAAGAGAAGGACCACUUCGCACGCGUGGAAGAGCAGUCGAAGCACCUGCAGACUCGAUCACCCUGGAUGCAUGACGGUAGCGACGUACCUCCUGUCCAACGCAAUCGUUCAGCCGGUGCAAUGACCAAGGGAAAGCUGCUGACGACGCCGUCGCGAAUGCUCAAAUUGGUUCUACCCAUGACCACUAGGGAUGCGAAUCAGGACAGGAAGGACGUCGAGCCUUUGGCGUUGUUGGUUCAUCCCCAGCAGCCGCUCAGUUAUCUCGAACGGCUAAUCCAGAGCGAACUACCAUUCAUGUGGGACGAGAAGAAAGGCAGGGAAAGAGCACCUGAGGUCAGCUUCAGGGCACAGGACAGCAUGGAGGAGAGUGUCGGCGGGGCGCAAGCUAUGGAAGACGAAAAUCUGGAAAAAGCAGACGAAAUGUAUGUCGACGGAAAAAAGGAGAAGACUGGCAAAAUCAGCAGUGGAAAGGAAGACUCCGAAUCAGACAGGGAGAAAGGCUUGACUGCGGACACUGAGAAGGAGGAGAGAUUCGGUACUGCAGAGCCCGAAGACCGAGACUUCGUACGCUGGAGUCCAAGCACAGAGAUUGGCGACUUUAUCAGAGAUGCUGCGCGAGGCAAAGAGUUCGCUGUGGACAUCGAAGGUGCGCCGGAGUCGAUUUACGUGGGUGUCCCGUCAUUUCAAGAUCGAACGUACUACCUUCGUAUGCGGCUUCGCAAGGUUUCGAAGCGCAUUUCCAAUAUGGCGGACGUGAAGCGAGAAUGUGAUGAGCUUGCACAUCGCGGAGCUAAGAUGGUUGCGAGGAUGGGCUUCGCAGGACUACUCAGUUGGUGGGGAGUGGUCUACUAUCUCACAUUCCGUACCGAUCUGGGUUGGGACGUAAUGGAGCCCGUCACGUAUCUUGUUGGCCUCAGUGGUUUGAUUGGUGGUUACAUGUGGUUUCUCUACCACAAUCGGGAAGUGUCUUACAGAUCUGCGAUGCAUUAUACCGUGAGCCGAAGGCAGGACGCGCUGUAUAAAGCAAAGGGCUUCAACCUGCCGCAGUGGGAGAUGUUGAUUGAAGAGGGCAACCGGCUGAGGAGAGAGAUCAAAUUGGUUGCUGAAGAAUACGACGUCGACUGGGACGAGACAAAAGAUGAAGGUGACGAGAAAGUCAGAGAGGCGUUGAGGAAGGAAAGGAAGAAGGCAGAAAAAAAGAAAGAGGACAAAGAAGGGAAAGAGGAGGACAAGGAUGGCGAUUGA
Molecule: messenger RNA, 1473 nt
Organism: Lecanosticta acicola
Lineage: Eukaryota; Fungi; Ascomycota; Dothideomycetes; Mycosphaerellales; Mycosphaerellaceae
Source: the annotation of a GenBank genome assembly